Messenger RNA from Hevea brasiliensis (rubber tree), 964 nucleotides. RefSeq names its product CASP-like protein 5B2. The coding region runs from base 320 to 784 and encodes 154 amino acids. The record is from RefSeq and is a predicted model, not a curated record. NCBI's taxonomy places the organism in Eukaryota, Viridiplantae, Streptophyta, Magnoliopsida, Malpighiales, Euphorbiaceae. Gene Ontology annotation, cellular component: membrane. The transcript has 3 exons.
UUAAAAAAAAAGUAAAUAUCCAAAAGCCAGAGUUUUAGUUUUCAAGGGUAUAAGAGCAUUCAUAAGAGAAUUUUAAGGGAGAUCCUGAAGAAUGAAACCCAAAUCCAAAUCCAAAUCUAUGUAAAUCCCACUUCCACAUUAAAGCCUUUUUCCAUUGUUUUACAGGAGAGGGGUGGCGGUGGAGGUGUUGCAUUCAUGGAAUCUUAGAGAAAAAGAUCAAUCUGAAAAGCACCCAACACCUAAAAAUUCCUUCUUUGUCAGUCUAUUGUGGAAGGGUAUUUUUCUAGAGAGAGAAAGUUUCUUUCUUUUAGAGAUAGAGAUGAAGGAGUUGUUUGGGAGUCCAGGGAGAGUCAGUGGGCUGGGACUGAGAGUUGGGCAGUUUGCUUUUGCAGCUGCUUCAAUUGGAGUCAUGGUCUCUGCUCGUGGAUUCUUCGACUCCACCGCUUUCUGCUAUUUGAUUGCUUCAAUGGGGCUUCAACUUCUUUGGAGUUUUGGGCUUGCAUGCCUUGAUCUGCAUGCUUUGAGAUCAAAGAGAAACCUGCAAAAUCCUGUCUUAGUGAGCCUAUUCGUUGUUGGUGACUGGGUUACGUCGAUUCUAUCACUUGCAGCUGCAUGUGCAUCAGCUGGAGUUACAGUUUUGUACGCAAAAGACUUGCAUUACUGCAAAGGACCACAAUUUUUGCCAUGCAGCAGGUUCCAAAUCUCCAUUGCUUUGGCAUUUAUCUCAUGGUUUCUCCUUGCCAUAUCUUCUCAUGUUAUGUUUUGGCUUUUGGCCAAUGUAUGAAUUAAUCAACACCAACCACGCAGACCAAUAUUCUUCAUUUUACCUUGUAAAUAUCGUUAUUUCUGGAACACAGCUGUUUUUCUUGGAAUUGUCAUAAUUAUCCAUUUUCAAUAGGCCAACCCAUACGUUAUAUGUACUUGUCCAUUUAAGAAUGUUUAGUGGGAGAAUGAUUGUUUCCUA